Messenger RNA from Danaus chrysippus (African queen), 1437 nucleotides. Lineage: Eukaryota; Metazoa; Arthropoda; Insecta; Lepidoptera; Nymphalidae. The record is from the annotation of a GenBank genome assembly.
AUGGCUUACCUACAGUCAAUGCCUAAAUCAGAAACUAUUAAACUGAGGGAAAAACACAUCGGAGCCGCCUGCCAGUUGUUUUUCCGUUCAUCCCCUCUAAAAAUAGUGAGGGGUGUCGCCCAAUUUAUGUAUGACGAGACAGGCGAGAGAUACCUCGACUGCAUCAACAAUGUCGCACACGUUGGUCAUUGUCACCCACACGUCGUUGAAGCUGGUCGUAAUCAGAUGUCAUUGAUAUCCACCAAUAAUCGAUAUCUUCACGACGAAAUCGUGAUGCUCGCUGAAAGACUAGUUAAGACGAUGCCCGAACCACUUUCAGUUUGUUUCUUUGUAAACUCCGGCUCUGAAGCUAAUGAUCUCGCUUUGAGAUUAGCCAGAGUUCACACUAAGAGGAAGGAUGUUAUCACCCUUGACCACGCAUAUCAUGGUCACCUUACGUCUAUGAUUGAUGUGUCCCCCUACAAACUAAACCUACCAGGAGGCCCAGAGAAACCAGAUUGGGUUCAUGUGGCUCCAGUUCCUGAUGUGUAUAGAGGAAAAUACACAUAUCCAAACGACUCGACAUCAGAGGAAAACUUAGGAAAAUUAUACGCUGAUGAGGUGGGAAAACUAUGCGACGAAAUUAAGAAGAAGGGCGGUGUAUGCGCUUUUAUAGCAGAAAGUCUCCAAAGUUGUGGGGGACAAAUAAUUCCUCCCGAAGGCUACCUAAAGAAAGUUUAUAAACACGUGAGGGAAGCUCAUGGAGUAUGUAUAGCUGAUGAAGUUCAAGUGGGAUUUGGAAGAGUCGGCACUCACAUGUGGGCAUUCGAGACUCAAGGUGUUGUGCCAGAUAUCGUUACUAUGGGAAAGCCCAUGGGUAACGGUCAUCCUGUAGCUGCGGUUAUUACUACACCAGAGAUCGCAAAAAGUUUCGCAGACACUGGUGUCGAAUACUUUAACACAUAUGGAGGCAAUCCUGUCUCCUGCGCUAUAGCUAAUGCAGUAUUAGACGUGAUAGAAGAAGAACGUCUAAUGGAGCGUGCAGCACGAGUUGGGAACCAUCUUUUGUCUCGUUGCGAAGGUCUUCAACACAAGCACAAAUUGAUAGGAGACGUCCGUGGUAGAGGCCUUUUUGUUGGUGUCGAACUUGUGACUGAUCGUGAAACUAGAAAUCCCGCAACAGCAGAAGCUAAACAUGUUGUUAACAGAAUGCGUGAAGAAAAAAUACUUAUAAGUCGCGAUGGACCAGACAGCAAUGUAUUAAAAUUCAAGCCACCCAUGGUGUUCACAACUCAGGAUGCUGAUAGAUUAGUUGAUACUUUGGAUCGAGUGCUAUCUGAAUUAGACGGCGGCAUGACAGUUAAUGUCAAACUGGAGAUGCUGGUCACACCAAUAAGGGAUGAAGUCAGUAACAGCAGUUUGCAAACUAAUAUGCCACAGUUGUUGAAAGCAAUAUGA